GCGUCCGACGUGUACUCCUUUGGCGUGCUCCUCUGGGAGAUGUACCAUUCGAAGCCGCCCUACAAGCGCUCCGGCCGCCAGGGCUUCGUCCUGCGCCGCGGCUUCCCUGCGUUCGCAGACCCCGCGCCGCCGCGCUUCACCGAGCUCGCUACGGCCUGCAUGGCGCAGGCGCCGCGCGCGCGGCCGUCGUUCUCGCAGAUAAAGGAGGAGGUUGCGCAGAUGCUCGAGGCGCCGUGGCUGGACGCGCCGCCGGCGGUUGCGGCGGCCGCAGCGGCGGGGUUCGAGGGGCCGUGCUCGCCGCAGGCGCCGUACACGCCGCAGGGGCCGUACUCCCCGCAGGGGCCGUGCUUGCCGCCGGGGCUCUACUCGCCGCAGGGCCCGGGCUCGCCGCAGGCGCCACCGCCGCCGCUGCAGCCGCCGCCCGGCGCUGUAUACGGGGCGUCGGCAUUUUACGCGCCCGCGCAGGCGCCGCCGCCGCUGCCGCUGCCGCCCGGCCCCAGCGCGGGCUACCCCGGCGCCGCCGCGCCCUCCGCCGGCCGCCCGGCUUUUGGCGCGGCUAGCGGCGGCUCGGGCGGCGGCGAGGGGCCGAUGGGCGGUUAUGCCGGCCUCAUGGCCGCCGGCGGCGCCGCGGGGUACGGCUACGACGGCCUCUCCGCGCUGCCGUCCGCGCCGCCGCCGGCGGGGCAGCUGCUGGGCCCGGGCGGCGCCGGGGGAGAGUGGAGCGGCGCCAUGCAGCAGCAGCAGCAGCAGCAGGAGCUGUAUGUGUUGCAGCAGGAGCGCCUGCGCGGCUUCGAGGAGCAUAUGGAGCAGCAGCGGCGCCAGCUGGCGGCGCUGCAGCAGCUGCAGCAGCAGCUGCAGUUGCAGCAGCUGCAGCAGGCCCAGCUGCAGCAGGAGCAGCAGCAGCAGCCGGCGCCUGAUGCGGGCGCCAAGGGCGCCGCGCCGGCGGAGUCUCUCGCCGCUGGCGUCGGCGGCGCCGCCGCCGCGUCGAGCGGCGCGAGCGGCGGGGGGUCGGUCAUGGCCCAGGCGUCGCCUGAGUAUUUGAUGCCGAUCGAACUGCGCCAGGGGCAGCUCUUGAAUUCGCGGCGCCACCCCUCUCUGAAGGCCGACGACGCGCAGCUGGCGGCGGUCGCAGAGGCAGUCGCCGAGGCGCACGCGGCCGCGGCCGGUGCGCGCCGCGCGCGCGAGGCUCCGCCGGACGGGCCAUCCGCGGCCGCGCCCACCCCCGCGCCCGCCGGCACGCCAGUGUGGGGGUCGGUCGGCCCCGCCUCUGCGGGCGGGCCGCCCGGCCUCGCGUCGGCGCGCUUCGGCGGCGCACAGGGCCCUGCCGCGUGGCGGCGGCCCGCGGGCAGCGGCGGCGGGCACGGCAGCGUCAGCGGCAGCGGCAGCCUCUCGGAUGUCUCUGACAGCGAGGAGGACGACAGCGGCGAUUGGGACGACGCCGGCAGCAGUCACGGCGGUUACGGCGGUUACGCGGGCCGCAGCAACCACACCACCGGUUACUUGGCGCGGGAGGGAAACGGCCCGACGGCGGGAGGGGCCGCGGAGGGGGCCAGCGAGGCGGGGCGCGGCGGCGGCGGCGAGAGCAUCGGGCCGCCGGCCCGGAUCUGA
Molecule: messenger RNA, 1608 nt
Organism: Monoraphidium neglectum
Lineage: Eukaryota; Viridiplantae; Chlorophyta; Chlorophyceae; Sphaeropleales; Selenastraceae
Exons: 1
Biological process (GO): protein phosphorylation
Molecular function (GO): ATP binding; protein kinase activity
Source: RefSeq, a predicted model, not a curated record